Molecule: messenger RNA, 945 nt
Organism: Plasmodium gonderi
Lineage: Eukaryota; Apicomplexa; Aconoidasida; Haemosporida; Plasmodiidae
Product: variable surface protein
Exons: 3
Coding region: 1-945 (314 amino acids)
Source: RefSeq, a predicted model, not a curated record
AUGUCAACAACUGGUGGUGGUUACCUUGAUCAAUUGAAGGAACAAAAAAAUAAAAAAAAAAUUUUAAAUGUUAUUUUUAUUACCCCUUUAGGUUAUAAAAAGAUUGAUGCAAAUGCUAGUACAUCUAAUGUUGAUCAUGAAACUUGGGUUAAUUUUUUGAAAUGGUUUUACGACAAUAAUAGUAACUACUUCUACUAUGCAAAUGGAAUGGAUUCAAGUGAACUUGCGGAACCAAUCAAAAAGAUAACGGAAAGUAAUUAUACUAACAAUCCUAAUAUAAAUCAAAUUUUGAGUAGUAAAGAAAAAUUGGAAAAAUUAUUGAAAUUGCAUUAUUUUGGACAAAAUGUUGGAGAUAUUCAAACCAUACUGGAUAACCAAAACCAUAGUAGUUACAAAAAUGCUUGUGAAUUUGUCAAUGAAUGUCUUCAUAUAUUUAGAGAGUUUAAAAAAGAUUAUUGUGAAGUUGGCACAACAAGUAAUUAUAAAGGUAGCACUGUUUGUAAGCAGUUAGACGAAUUUCUCGAUAGGUAUGAAUAUAGUCUUUACAAACCUUUAAAAAGCCAUAAUAAAAUGUCGUCCUUAGUGGAUUAUCCAGAAUCAGCUCAAGUAAGAUGUGAUAUAAGUGAUUCAUUGUAUUAUACUCCAUUUUGGAGUUUGUAUAAAACCAAUUCGGAAGAAUUUUCAGUAUUAGGAAAUUUUGUUGUUUCUGGUUUUGUCAUGUUUGCCGUAUACUUAAUUCUGCUAAUUUUGUACAAGUUUACACCCAUCGGAUUGCACUUUAGCCCAGGAGGCCAAAGAAAAGCAAGACGAAUAUGGAGAAAAGUGGAAAUGGAUCAGUUCAGAGAUUCUGGAAGUAGCUUAUACAGUGAUGAUAACGAGAGUGAAUAUGCAGACAAUUACGAGUCAUCUAGCACGUUCGUGUAUGGAAAUAAUAGAUAUUAUUAA